Perca flavescens (yellow perch) is the source of this 1261-nucleotide messenger RNA. Its product is annotated as coxsackievirus and adenovirus receptor-like. The transcript is spliced from 4 exons. The coding region runs from base 238 to 1146 and encodes 302 amino acids. The record is from RefSeq and is a predicted model, not a curated record. Gene Ontology annotation, biological process: T cell receptor signaling pathway; regulation of cytokine production. Gene Ontology annotation, molecular function: signaling receptor binding. NCBI's taxonomy places the organism in Eukaryota, Metazoa, Chordata, Actinopteri, Perciformes, Percidae. Gene Ontology annotation, cellular component: external side of plasma membrane.
UUAGACCGGCUUUGCUGACAACCUGCCACCACUUCCCAGUACAACGCUGUAGUCCUCCGUAGUGCAGCGAGUUUCGGUGGUAAUUCAAGAACCCAUCACAGCCGAUCAGAGCCACCUCUGCUCCCUAUAGUCGUAGCGUCGAGGAAAUACUCUAAAUAUAUAUAUUAGUAUAUUAUACUGUCAGAGAGAACCGUGUCGGGAGACAGAGACUGCAGCAGGUCUCCUUUCUCAGAUCUCAUGGCUCCAUUUCUGCUCCUGUUGAUCCUCCUGUCUGAAGCAGCUUCUGGCCUGAUUGUGGUAACAGUGGACCCUGGAGAUGAUGUCAUUCUGCCAUGUCGGGUUGCUGGUUCCUCCAUCAGAGUCUUGGAGUGGACCAGACCUGACCUGAAGCCAGAUAUCGUCCUCUUAUACAGAGGUGGACACUUGACUCCAGAAGAACAGAAUCCAUCCUUUAAGGACAGGGUGGAGCUGGUGGACAGAGAUCUGAAGGACGGAGACGUGUCUUUAAUUCUGAAGAAUGUGAGCAGACACGAUGCUGGAACAUACAAGUGUCGAGUUAAACCAGCUGAUACUAACCAAAUCACACUCAUCAGAACCAUCCGUCUGCAGGUUCCAGACCUGGUUGUGGUACCAGUGCCUGGAGAUGAUGUCAUUCUGCCAUGUCAGGCUGCUGGUUCCUCCAUCAGAGCUGUAGAGUGGACCAGACCUGACCUGGAACCAGAGUACGUCCUCUUGUACAGAGAUGGACACCUGGAGACAGACCACCAGCAUCCAUCCUUUAAGGACAGGGUGGAGCUGGUGGACAGAGAUCUGAAGGACGGAGACGUGUCUUUAAUUCUGAAGAAUGUGAGCAGCAUCGACAACGGGACAUACGAGUGUCGAGUUAAACCAGCUGGUUCAAGACGGAAAAAGAGAGCCAUCAUCAACUCUGAGCCAAUCAGAAUCAUCCGUCUGCAGGUUAGAGACCCAGCAGGUCCUGAGGAUAGAAACUCCUCUCCUGUAGUCCUCAUCGUUGGACUGGUAGCAGGUGUUCUGGUUCUUGUAGCUGCUGCAGUGGUUGGUGUCCUGAUGUAUAGAAGACAUAAGGACAAGAGAUCAGGACAACCUGCUGCUGCUGAUGAAGCAUCAGCCGAUACUCUCGUCUGACAACUCCCGGAGCUCUUGACACCUGACUGCUUUCUCAGGUGCUGUAUAUUAGAUUAGAUUCAACUUUAUUGUCGUUGUCCUCAAGUACAAAGACAACGAAAUGCAGUGUGUGUCC